Cyprinodon tularosa is the source of this 3363-nucleotide messenger RNA. It is a transcript of the gene ptpn11b, whose product is annotated as protein tyrosine phosphatase non-receptor type 11b. Gene Ontology annotation, molecular function: protein tyrosine phosphatase activity. The coding region runs from base 94 to 1878 and encodes 594 amino acids. NCBI's taxonomy places the organism in Eukaryota, Metazoa, Chordata, Actinopteri, Cyprinodontiformes, Cyprinodontidae. The record is from RefSeq and is a predicted model, not a curated record. The transcript has 16 exons. Gene Ontology annotation, biological process: protein dephosphorylation.
GCUCUCCGUCCUGCUCUGCUCUGUUUAUCCGCUGCACAGCGACUCGGCACAAGCAGGAUCAUUGAGGAUACUUGACAACUUUCAUUGUCUGCUAUGACAUCUCGCAGGUGGUUCCACCCCAACAUCACUGGAAUCGAGGCAGAGCAGCUCUUGUUAACCCGGGGAGUCCACGGCAGUUUCCUGGCCCGGCCGAGCAAGAGCAACCCAGGGGAUUUUACCCUCUCUGUCAGGCGCAACAAUGAGGUGACCCACAUUAAGAUCCAGAACUCUGGAGACUACUAUGACCUGUACGGAGGCGAGAAGUUCGCCACGCUAGCCGAGCUUGUGCAGUAUUACACUGAACAGCAGGACCUCCUGCGCGAGAGAAACGGCCAUGUCAUCGAGCUGAAGUAUCCGCUCAACUGCAAGGAUCCGACCUCUGAGAGGUGGUACCAUGGACACCUCUCUGGUAGAGAUGCAGAAAAACUCCUCACAGAAAAAGGCAAAGCUGGCAGCUUUCUGGUACGGGAGAGUCAGAGUAAACCCGGAGACUUUGUCCUGUCAGUUCUCACCAAUGAGGAGAAACACGACAACCUUGACCGUAAAACCAAAGUCACCCACGUUAUGAUUCGCUACCAGGAAGGGAAGUAUGACGUGGGAGGGGGUGAACGAUUCGACACUUUGGCCGAUCUGGUGGAACACUACAAGAAGAACCCCAUGGUGGAAAAAAGCGGCAUCGUCGUCCACCUCAAGCAGCCUUUUAACGCCACAAGGAUAAACGCGGCUAACAUUGAGAACCGGGUACGAGAACUCAACAAAGUGGCAGACAAUUCAGAGAAGCCAAAGCAAGGAUUCUGGGAGGAAUUUGAGGUACUUCAGCAGCAAGAGUGCAAACUGCUGUAUCCCCGGAAAGAGGGCCAAAAGCCAGAAAACAAGAGCAAAAACAGAUACAAGAAUAUCCUCCCCUUUGACACGACACGAGUUGUGAUCAGAGACUCGGACUCAGACGUUCUUGGUUCAGACUACAUCAAUGCCAACUAUAUCAGAAAUAUGAGUGAAGAUGGCCGACAUGUUGAGGAGAGUAAAGUCUUCAUCGCCACCCAGGGAUGCCUGCAGAACACGGUGGUUGAUUUCUGGAAGAUGGUGUAUCAGGAGAAUGCACACGUCAUUGUGAUGACGACCAAGGAGAUGGAGCGGGGAAGGAAUAAGUGUGUCCGUUACUGGCCAGACCUUCAUGGCACCAAAGAGUUUGGGAAACUUCUGUUGAGGAAUGUGGAAGAGCGACCAGCGCAGGACUACAUCCUGAGGAAGCUGGAGAUGACGCGCCUGGACAGGAAAGAGCCUCAGAGGUUCAUCUGGCACUUUCAGUACCUGAGCUGGCCUGACCACGGGGUGCCAAACGAGCCCGGCGGCGUCCUCUGGUUCCUGGAGGAAGUCAACCGCACACAGAGCACUAUGAAAGAUGCCGGACCCAUCAUUGUCCACUGCAGCGCGGGCAUCGGCAGAACCGGCACCAUCAUCGUCAUCGACAUCCUCAUUGACAUUAUUAACCGCCAAGGUCUGGACUGCGACAUCGACAUCCCUAAGACCAUCCAGAUGGUACGGCAGCAGAGAUCCGGCAUGGUGCAAACAGAGGCCCAGUAUAAGUUCAUCUACAUGGCCGUGCAGCAGUAUAUAGACACCGCUCAGAAGAGACUAGAGGAGGAGCAGAGAAAUAAAAUGAAGGAGAGAGAAUAUUCAAAUAUCAAGUAUCCUCAGAUAACCAACUCGAGGUCUAAGCACAACAUGACAUCAUCCCGCUCCUCUUCAGUAAUGACUAAUGAUGAUUCUUCCAGCGUGUACGAGAAUAUAAACUUCCGAACCCCUCAGACGUCUGUCAGCAGUAACACCAGGAGAUAAGAUUGCUGCUGUGGGCUUUGCUUUUCUCUCUUAUCUGCCUCCUGCUUCAGCAGAGGUGUUGCUUGGCCAGAGUCUGUAGAAACCCCUCUUGGAGUAAAGGAAGGUUGCAUUGAUGGACCCUGGCCUGGCCUGAAGGUGGGGAGCUGACUCCUCUCCUGCUGCCGUGCUGCUGCUGGACCCCCCAGGCUGCACUCUGACCCCAUCCUAUGCAACAGACAGAAUGAUGCCCCCGUCCCGGGGUCCCUUCACCCUCACACCUCUCUUUGACCCUUCAAACACACCCUGACUCAAACUACUCAAGUGCCUUGUGACAGGAUGUGUCUGUAAUCCACAGCCAGAUGUUUCAUCUCCUAUCUUGUUGUUUUCAGAUCCAGGAAGCUAAUGCUAACCUGCUAAACAGGCGCUUGUUUGGUGCGACGGAAAUUAGGCGCCGGUUCUGCUGACAAAGCUCCACAGGACCGUUGUGGAGGUCAGGGCUGAGUGUCCUAAAAAAUCCUUCCUCCUCAGUCUUUCUUUGCUGCCGUUCGAACUUGAACCUUGCUCUGUUUUCGCUCCGUCUCUCCCGCUGUGGGAGUUUAUUAAAGCCGACGCUGAGUGAUGAAAAGGGGCGGUUACGUAACCUGCUACAGGGUCCUGAGGCUCAGGAAGGGCACACAAGCCCACCCUUCUUAUUCUUAUAAAAGUACUGAUUAAAUUCUGGAUGUGAAAAUGAUUUUAGGUCUAAAGUGACUGAAGAUGUUGUUUUUAAUCCCUGUUGUUGUAAAUGUUCCUGUUCCCGGGCAUCCUGGGAUGGUUUUCCACUAAGAACCGGUGACUCUUAGGAGCACCUUUCUCUGUCCGUGAUUAUUAAGCUAGGCUCCCUUUAAAAAACAAAUUAUUCAAUUAGAUGUUUAUUUUAUUCCUUCUUCAAGUACUUUAAGAUGUCAUUGUGCACGAUUUUGGUUUAACGGGUUUUUAUUUUAAUAUAUCUGGGAUAAGAAGAUUUCUAAGACGAGCACUGACCUCAGUACUGAUGUUUCCUGGAGUCCUUAUUUCACUAUAAAAUCACAGAGAGAGGAAAUUCUGAAUGGACAUGGUGAUUGAACUGUGUCCUCAGUGAGCUGCACGUCUGCAGCAGUUCAACAUCUGUCAGACGGGAUUGUCACAAGGAGACGAGGAAAAGGGGCUGAUUGCAGUGGGCCAGAUGGCCAUCUGCCUGAGAUUAAAGAAUAGAUUUGUCUCCAAAAAGUAAUUUAGAAGACGGCCGUAAUCCAGGUUUGCCGACAGCCGGGCGUGUAAACCGACGUCAUUUGUGGGAUAAGUAGACUGGAGGCGUAGUGGGACGACUGUGUACGUUCCUGGCAGAUUAUUGGCUAUUUUUAUCAACAACAAUCUAAAUUAACUUGAUCUGAUAUAAGAGUGAACUCCUUCUUUAGCCACAUUUUUAAAACCGUUGUUAUGACGUUCCACUACUUACACAUCUUUAUCUUUCCUGUUAAAAGCUAA